GUAGUAGAGGGCGCAAACAACGAGCUGAAGAAGUAAACAUAACCUCACAAAGAUAUUACCCAAAAAUUGCGUCAGAGAUCUUUUUAGCUCUUACCGGGCAGUUUAUUUAGUUGGCACGUCUCCUGGCCACCUCAGUUGCUGCUCCAGUGUCUGCACGAGUAGUUGUGCCCACAAAAUUCACGUGAUGUCCCUCGGAUUUCUCUACAAAGCAGCUUGGCUGCUGCUUCAUUUUAUCUUCUCAAUCGUUGAAGCUGUAAUCUUCUACCGGAAGUUCCUGGUCAGGAAGUUCAAACAGUUCUCGUGGUCUCCACAACAUGAUGGCUACUCCAAGAACCCGGCUGAGUUCAUCAAACUCCACAGAGACUACUUGGAUAAGAUUCCUACGCACUUGGCUGUAAUCCUUGGGCUGGAAGAGCCCAAUUUUGAAGCUCUGUCCAAUCUCAUCUAUUGGGCAAUGGCCAGUGAGAUUAGCUACAUUAGCAUCUACGACCACAAAGAAAUCCUCCAGGCGCAUCAGGAGGACUUCCGGGAGUUUGUUUUGCGUCGUCAAACAAUCCCAGGACGUGUUACCUUCAUUCCAGCUCACGAUGGGAGCGAUGCCAAUGGCUUCAAGAACCAAAUAAAGGUACGAAUUCUCUCUCGUGCCGAUGGGAAGCCCACAAUUGGGAAUCUCUGUCGCACCCUGAGUCAGGAAGUUCAACGAGGGCAGCUGCAGCUUGACCAAAUUGACGUGGAGCUUGUGGAUAAGCGUCUCAGUGAUAUGACAGGACGCAUCCCAGAUCCCGAAGUUGCCGUCUACACGGGAGACUUCUGUUGUACCUACGGCUUCCUCCCGUGGCAAUCCCGACUGACGGAAUUCAUCCCAAUGGGCCCACAGAAUCUCUUUGGGAUGGAUACCUUCCUCAAUGUUCUCUACCAGUACGCGAAGAAGGAGCAGAGAUUCGGGAAGUAGACUUUCAUUCUUGCGGGAUCAAUCUGGAGGAAUUUUUGGGGAUUUUGUUGUAUUGUAAAUAAAUUAAUAAAAUGAUUUAGUUAGUCUUGGAUUUCAAAGAAAUCUCAGGAAAUCAAUAAAGAAACUGACCACCAA
Lutzomyia longipalpis is the source of this 1087-nucleotide messenger RNA. It is a transcript of the gene Tango14, whose product is annotated as dehydrodolichyl diphosphate synthase complex subunit Nus1. Gene Ontology annotation, cellular component: endoplasmic reticulum membrane; dehydrodolichyl diphosphate synthase complex. Bases 185 to 952 code for a protein of 255 amino acids. The record is from RefSeq and is a predicted model, not a curated record. The transcript is spliced from 2 exons. Gene Ontology annotation, molecular function: ditrans,polycis-polyprenyl diphosphate synthase [(2E,6E)-farnesyl diphosphate specific] activity. Lineage: Eukaryota; Metazoa; Arthropoda; Insecta; Diptera; Psychodidae.